Molecule: messenger RNA, 1774 nt
Organism: Toxotes jaculatrix (banded archerfish)
Lineage: Eukaryota; Metazoa; Chordata; Actinopteri; Toxotidae
Gene: eno4
Product: enolase 4
Exons: 13
Coding region: 1-1734 (577 amino acids)
Biological process (GO): glycolytic process
Cellular component (GO): phosphopyruvate hydratase complex
Molecular function (GO): magnesium ion binding; phosphopyruvate hydratase activity
Source: RefSeq, a predicted model, not a curated record
AUGUCUUAUCAGGGGUUUAUCAACUGUCUUUCUAAAGAGGAGCAGGACUUCUAUGAAAUUAAAAACGCAGCUGCUGAGUUUUACCGGGUGAACAGAGUCCCCGAGGCGAUAGAGACAGCUCUGAACGAGCUCUUCCUCCACAAGCCCGGAGACGUUCAUGGUUACCUGGCAAAUUACUUUGCAAAUCUCUCUGCGCCACCAACGAUAAGCAGACUGAAGGGAAGGGAGGUUUAUGAUACAAGAGGACAGCUAUCCAUUGAGGCGGAGGUCUUCUGCAUCAUUUGCGACAAGGAAAAGAGCAUGUCCUCAGCUGCUGUCUCCAGCCACUGUGUGCCUAAGGAGACUUCACUGGAUUGGAAAGCUAAGACUCAGGAGAGGGCUGACCAUGUGAGGACUGCUAUCCAGUGGAUCGGCGAACCUCUGAACAACCUGUUGAAGGGCCGAAACCCCUGUGACCAAUCAGAAGUUGACCAGGCACUCAGCGAUUUCUUCAUGGCCCGCUAUCUGGAGGAGAAAGACGUCCGCAACAGGGAGAAGGAAGAGAGUCGUCCAUCCAGCGAGUCUGAGGUGGUGGUGCUUCCCUCUGCACCGCCUGCACAGGCUAAAGACAAAAAGAGUCUUGAUAAAGCUAAAAAGAGUACCACUGCAGAGAAGCCAUUUCCUCCAGCAGAGCCACCAGAACCAGUUCUGCCUGGGAGCUUGGCCAUUGGUUCAGUGUCUCUGGCUGUUGCCAAAGCUGGGGCACAAUUACAGGGCAUCCCUCUGUACAAAUACAUAGCAGCUCUAAAGAACCGAGAGACUCCAGCACAGUUUCACAUCCCCAUCUCCUUGGUAACUUUGCUGAGCUGUGGGAAGACGUCUCCUGGAAAACUGAGUUUACUGGAGGAAAUCAUCCUGAUCCCCAAAGCAGGACAACGAGUUAAACAAAUCGUCACAAUGACCCUUGAGUUACAGAAGGAGAUGAUGAGAAUAAUGAACAUUUCGACAAAAGCUGGGGCCACUCAGGCAAUUCUUCAUGACAGUGGAGCGCCGGCGGUGAGCUAUGAGAGACCUGAGCAGCCUCUGGAUCUGAUCACUGAAGCCUGCACUAACCUUGGACUGGCACUGGGAACAGAGAUCCAUUUAGCAGUAAACUGUGCCGCCUGUGAGCUAAUGGACUGUUCGAAAGGAAAGUAUGAAGUUGCAGCGGGGGUUUUGAAGUCUCCAGAUGAAUUAGUGGACAUGUACCAAACCCUCAUCAGCAAAUAUCCAGCUGUGGUCGCCUUAAUCAAUCCAUUUAGGAGAGAGGACAUAGACCAGUGGGAGAAGCUGAGCAAUGUGAUCGGAGACUCAUGUUCGCUGCUCUUUGACGUCACUUACAAGUCAAAGACCCCGCCCCCUCUGGGAGUCAGAGGUCGCAUCCUAAAACACAUUCACGAGACAACAGUCAGUGAUUUGGUCCGCAUCGCGUCAGAGCACCAAGGUUCAGUGUUAAUGGGUACAGCAUGCAGUGAGCCCUGCAGCAACGACUCUUUCUCAGAUAUAGCCGUGGGCUUGGGGCUGGACUAUGUCAAACUGGGAGGUCUGAGCGGCGCUGAGAGGAUGACUAAAUACAACCGGCUGAUUUCUAUAGAGGAAGAACUGGCUCAACAAGGAAUCCUGGUCUCCAAGGAGAAGCACUCACCUCCACUGUUCACUGACAAACUACAAAAGCAGCCCACCGCUGCAGAGGGAACUCUGUCACACAAGGCCUGAGGGAGAACAGCUCACAGCUUGUGUUUUCUGACAGUAUGAC